Messenger RNA from Podarcis raffonei (Aeolian wall lizard), 1461 nucleotides. RefSeq lists its product as uncharacterized. The coding region runs from base 1 to 933 and encodes 310 amino acids. Lineage: Eukaryota; Metazoa; Chordata; Lepidosauria; Squamata; Lacertidae. The transcript has 10 exons. The record is from RefSeq and is a predicted model, not a curated record.
AUGGCCACAGCAUCUGAUACCAAUCCACAAGACACGGCCAUCAGAAUCAGUUUUAUACAAUCCUCAGAAUCAAGUACGAAAGUUUGGGAAACAGGCAGAACACCUGGGCUGCCUCUUUCCAGCUCUGCCGAUGCCCUUUCAGGUUGCAGAACUGCAGAUAGAUGGCAGGAAUUGGGCCAGACGCCCCUCCUUACACACACACACACACACACACACGAAUUGGGGCUGCUAGCUUCUGAGUCGCUCUCUCUGCUCGUCUCUUCUAGGUUCAGGCGCUUAAGGCGCCUGAUCAGCUGCAACAAGGUGGCCCCCUUGGAAGUCCUGGAGCAGCCUGCAGUGUCAGAUGUGCUGGGAAUCCACAUCCCUUCCGUUGUGCUGCUAGACAAAGAUCAGCUUUAUCUCCUGGGCAUCAUCCAGGACUGCCAGGCAGCUCAGCUCAGGGGGCUCCGAACCCUGAAGUACUCCAAGGAGGAGACGGCCAAAGCCAUUCUGAACAUCCUUGGCCACUUGGAGUAUUUCAGGGAUCGCCCCCUGAGCCUGGCCCUGGCCUUCGAGGCCCUCCUGCAGUUGAGUUUUAUGAGACCCCACUUCAGUCCCUCUAUGGUGAGUGCAAUCCUCCAUAGAACAACAGAGGCAGUUCUGGGGAGCGCAGAGGAGGACAAAGAGGAACUGAAGAGGCCAUUCCAGAGCCUGCUUGGGGGUCUCCUCCUAGAAGCCCCCAAUACUAGCACCCUUCUCCAGUUGCUUACUGACCUCCGAUAUUACGCCCUUUUGGGGAGUGAAGACCAAAGGAAAUUAGGGGCCAGCAGUAUAUCCCUGCUGCUGGCCCUUUCACGAAGAUUCCCGAACCUAAGAAACACAGUAAUUCGUCCGGAGCUGGCUUGUUUCAGGAAUAAUCUGAAAGAAGAUGACAUCAUCAUCGAGGAAUUAUGAUUUUCCUCCUUGAAGGAAUUGCUGCUCUAUUUGGACAUCUCAACUGGCCAAAGACUGGCAGAAGAAGAGGCACUGAGAAUCAGGAGGGGGACAGAUGAUUUAAGCAGCCAUGAAAUAUGGACUGAAAUUGGGCAGAACAAGAAAGAAAGAAAGAAAGAAAGAAAGAAAGAAAGAAAGGAAGGAAGGAAGGAAGGAAGGAAGGAAGGAAGGAAGGUGGUCAUUUAAUCUCUGCUUUAAAACCUGCAAGGAAGGAGAGUCCAUCACCUUCCAGGGGAGUCCAUUCCUCUGUUGAACAAUGUUCAGUCGGAAUCUCCUUUGUUGUAUCCUGAAGCCAUUGGUUUGAGUCCUACCGUCCAGAGCAGGAGAAAAAAAGCUGGCUGCAUCUUCCAUGUGACAGCCCUUGAGUUAUUUGAAAAUGGCUCUCUCUGGUGUCACUGGAUCAAGCUGAUCGAUUUUCUUGUAUUCCUUAAACUAAAUUGUUUUUAAUGGAUUUUGAAUCAACGUGCAAUAAAUUGUUACUGUUUUGAA